AUUGCACAACUAUUUACAUUACAAUCCACCAUCUGACAAAUUUAAACUGAAAAUAUUCCUGAACUCAUCAUUCUCUGUUACCGAUACAAAAUAAUAAUAAUAACAGUUAUACUUUAAUUCAAUAAUUUCUGGUACAGUGGUCAAAGCACUGAAAUUCGAAAUAAGUCAAAGUCAUAUUUCACACCUAACAAUUGAAACAGGCUACUUAGUUUGUAUUUAAAAAUAAAUCAUUGGCUCUUCACUACAACUACUAGACAACAAUUAGCACAUUUCAAAUUGUAUAAAACGAAUAAGCAACAAAGUUGUGGGACAUGACAAUUAUCGGUACUUUGGAAAUGGCACGAGUGUACAAGAAGGACGUUUUGUCGGACUAAUGACAAUUUUGGCCUUGUGGUGAUACAGGUCACAAAUUGUUAUUAGGUUAGUAGAGCCUGGUGCCCAGGGUGAGAUAAAUUUGGGUGGGGUCUUUGAAAUUGACUGUUGCAGUGCUGGAGCUGUUACGCCAUCACCACACGCCCAAAAUGUACGACCCACAUGUUGGUAUCGGUCCUUAUGGGGAUCGUUCAAGCGCUACCACCACGGUGGCACCUACAACAAACCGUUUAGAAUACACGUCUGAUCGACAUCCCAGGGCCAUGCUGGAAAUGAUGAAUCUACUAAGGAUAGCACACGAGCUUUCAGAUGUUGUUUUGAAUGUUGGUUCUCGGGAACCAAUUUAUGCUCAUAGAGUGGUAUUAUCAGCUUGCAGUCCGUAUUUUAGAGCAAUGUUUACGGGAGAAUUAGCAGAGUCAAGACAGACAGAAAUUACCAUUAGAGACAUUGACGAACAUGCCAUGGGAUUGCUAAUUGAAUUUUGCUACACUUCAAAAAUUGUUAUCGAUGAAACUAAUGUCCAAACAUUAUUGCCAGCAGCUUGUCUUCUUCAACUUGAUGAAAUACAAGAAAAAUGCUGCGAGUUUUUAAAAAGACAAUUGGAUCCAAGCAAUUGUCUCGGCAUCAGAGCGUUCGCCGAUACUCAUUCCUGUCGUGAACUACUCCGAAUCGCAGACAUGUUUACCCAACACAAUUUCCAAGAAGUUAUGACCAGCGAGGAAUUUCUCUUGCUCCCAGUCGGACAAUUAUCCAGCAUAAUAAGUAACGACGAAUUAAAUGUUAGAUCUGAAGAACAAGUAUUCAGUGCUGUUAUGGCGUGGGUCAAGUUUAACGUAUCGGAACGGCGAAAUUAUUUAUCUCAAGUCCUUCAAAACGUCCGGAUGCCUCUACUUAACCCAAAAUUCCUUGUUGGGACUGUAUCAAGCGAUCUACUUAUCAAAAGCGAUGAGUCCUGUCGUGAUUUAGUUGACGAGGCGAAAAAUUACCUUCUUUUGCCGCAAGAACGACCAUUAAUGCAAGGUCCCCGAACCAAGCCAAGAAAACCAAUAAGACGUGGUGAGGUGUUGUUUGCAGUUGGUGGGUGGUGUAGUGGUGAUGCUAUUUCAAGUGUUGAACGAUAUGAUCCUCAGACUGGAGAAUGGCGAAUGGUUGCACCCAUGUCAAAGCGAAGAUGUGGGGUUGGAGUCGCUGUUUUGAACGAUCUCUUAUAUGCCGUUGGAGGCCACGAUGGGCAGUCAUACUUAAAUUCUAUUGAACGCUAUGAUUGUACAACGAAUCAGUGGUCCAGUGACGUCGCCCCAACAACAUCCUGUAGAACAAGUGUUGGUGUUGCUGUUUUGGACGGCUGUAUUUACGCCAUUGGAGGUCAAGACGGAAUCCAAUGUCUUAAUCAAGUCGAGCGUUAUGAUCCCAAGGAAAAUCGAUGGACAAAAGUUGCCCCCAUGAAUACAAGAAGGUUAGGCGUGGCCGUCGCUGUAUUAGGCGGAUAUAUAUAUGCCAUUGGUGGUUCUGAUGGAGUUUCUCCUCUAAAUACUGUUGAACGGUAUGAUCCGAGACAAAAUAAGUGGGUCGCUGUUGCUCCAAUGUCAACUCGAAGAAAACACCUGGGAAGCGCUGUUUAUAAUAAUCUGAUUUAUGCAGUCGGUGGUCGAGAUGAUUGUAUGGAAUUAAGUUCAGCAGAAAGAUAUAACCCAUUAACUAAUUCAUGGCAGCCACUAAUUGCGAUGAAUAGCAGAAGGAGUGGGGUUGGACUCGCUGUCGUAAAUGGAUUGAUUAUGGCGGUGGGAGGUUUCGAUGGAACCACGUAUUUAAAAACGGUAGAAGUUUAUGAUCCCGAGGUAAACACGUGGAGAAAUUGUGGAUCUAUGAACUAUAGGAGACUUGGAGGUGGAGUUGGUGUUAUGAAAAUUCCUGCAUCAGAAUCAUCAUAUUGGUAGUACCUAUAGGCAUAGUUUUAAUAGGUGACAAAUGUUUUAACUAUUUGCGAUGCAUAUUAUGGAAUGUAGUCAUUUUUAAGAUAUAAUUAAUACGUAGCCGUCAUGGUUCUUCUUUAUUUGACGCACGCAUAUAUUUGUGAUGAUGGUACGCUCUUGUUGGUCUAAAUUGAUUACCAUCAUCAUACUGAACAAAAGUGACCAAUCAGGGCCAACCAUGAUCAUAAAAUUAAGGAGUACGGAUCAAACGUAUAAUUAAAUAUAGUAUUAAAACCUUCCCACACGAAAUGUCAAAACAAGGGAAUUAAGUGUGAUUACGAUUUUGAUUUUUAAAGGCGAAAAGACCCUGUAACUAAUUUUAUUAUUAAAACCUAUUUUAGAAAAUAAAAUUCUUUUAUAUAAUGUGCAACAUGAA
Molecule: messenger RNA, 2721 nt
Organism: Folsomia candida
Lineage: Eukaryota; Metazoa; Arthropoda; Collembola; Entomobryomorpha; Isotomidae
Gene: dbo
Product: kelch-like protein diablo
Exons: 26
Coding region: 522-2309 (595 amino acids)
Molecular function (GO): protein binding
Source: RefSeq, a predicted model, not a curated record